Messenger RNA from Ciona intestinalis (vase tunicate), 1337 nucleotides. RefSeq names its product ER membrane protein complex subunit 8/9 homolog. Gene Ontology annotation, cellular component: EMC complex. The record is from RefSeq and is a predicted model, not a curated record. Lineage: Eukaryota; Metazoa; Chordata; Ascidiacea; Phlebobranchia; Cionidae.
UUGGCCCUGCUUUUCCAUAUUGGUUCAAUUUGGAAUACGAAUAAUGUAAAUAUUGACCGAUAGCACCGGUUUUAAUGGUUUAAAAAGAGUUUCCGCAUAUGUAGAAAGUAAUUACAUUUGCUAAGAAUUUAAAUCUACGCGGCGAUUUUACGAUGGUACUUUCGCCAAAAAAAUAACACUUAGGCAUGAGGUGUACAAAUUGUAACAGUAGGAAUUAGUUUUAAUAGUUUGUUAUACGCAAAAACUUAGAAAUGUCAAGACAUCCCGUCGAAGUUUCUUGUAAAGCGUUUACUAAACUGCAACUACAUGCUGCAAAGUACCCGCAUUGCGCAAUUAACGGGUUACUCGUGGCUUGCAAGCAAACGUUAAAAGAAAGUAAAGCCAUUGAAAUUGUAGACGCUAUACCGCUAUUCCAUCAAUGUAUUGAGUUGACUCCUAUGCUAGAAAUAGCUCUCACCCAUGUGGACGCUCAUUGCCACGCUAAUGACCUUUUUGUUGCUGGUUAUUACGAAGCACCACAGCAUCUCCCUUCGUCAAUAGAACCUUCAAUAUUUGGUUCAAAAAUCGCCGACAAAAUACACGGAAAUCUGGAAUCUGUUUUAAGCGGGGAAAAAGGAAAAUCCCUGGCCCACCUUGUCGUCAUUGACAACAAAAGAAUUACGAAAACCGACUCUGUGAACUUUUUCGAAAAAGCUAACGAAGGAAAAUGGAAACGGUGUAGCCAGAAGGACAUUACUUUCCAAGAAAAUUGUGAACCUGUACUCAUGCACCUCUUAAAUCGUAAAGUAGCCCGUGAUAUAGUUGAUUUUGAUAACCAUUUGGAUGACAUUUCAGCACACUGGCUAAACCACGCAGUAAACCAGUUAAUUGCAAUGGAAUGACCACUAAUUUAAUCUACCCUAUAGCAUGCAGUGCCACUGAAAUUUACAAGUGGACGUUCAUGCUGAAAUUAAAAAGUGUCAAAAUGGACCACUAAAUCAUGGUAUAGAGUGCAAUGAUAUAUGGCUAUAUCCCUCAAUAGUAAAACUCAUAUUCUAUUUUAACCCAGCCGCAAUAGGAUACAUAUACAAAAGAAGCUACAUAAAUUGUCUUUCCUAUAACCCUUUGAAAUAACAACAAUUAUUAUAGAUUUAAUUCCUGCAUAAAACAAACAAUACUUCUACUGUAUUGCUCCAAAGGACAAAAUGCUUCACUUUUGUUACUUCACAAUCUUAUUGUAUUGUUUCAAUAGAGUAAUUUAGUUUGAUGUUGUUUUCCGUUGCGUUUGUAUUUCUGAUAGUUUCAAGAUAUUUAAAUACAAAUUAAAUAAAUGUUUUAAAUAAAAUGAACAUCUCUAA